Messenger RNA from Notolabrus celidotus (New Zealand spotty), 2755 nucleotides. It is a transcript of the gene mks1, whose product is annotated as MKS transition zone complex subunit 1. The transcript is spliced from 18 exons. Lineage: Eukaryota; Metazoa; Chordata; Actinopteri; Labriformes; Labridae. The record is from RefSeq and is a predicted model, not a curated record. Gene Ontology annotation, cellular component: MKS complex. The coding region runs from base 282 to 1982 and encodes 566 amino acids. Gene Ontology annotation, biological process: cilium assembly.
CCAAAAUAUCCACCAAAGAAGAAGAAUGAGCUGUAUUUCUAUGGCAACGACAACUAUCCCUCACCGUCCUACAUGCUAGCUUGUUUAGCUUCUAAUAGCAUCUGUUAUUAGCAACAUUAGCUUUUUAUUGGUGACAGUUACUCAUAUCGACAAUAGCUGCAAGUGCUAACGUAAUGAAUUAUAGUUGUUUCGAGUGAACAGAAGACAAAACGACGUGUAUGUUUACAGUAGCGUUAGCUUACAGAGAGUGUUUGCUAACAUUAAGCUCUAUCCAGUGAUUGAUGGCAGACUGCUGGAACACAGACACUGGAGAGGCUGUGUUUCGGUCCAGGGAUGUCGUUAAAAACUUAAGGAUAAAGGUGCGUAUAGAAAGGGUAACCUCUACAGCAGCCCUCUCUCAGCACCUCCAGCAACAAGUUCUGUCCCAGCAAGAAGGAGGAGCCAUUGAACUGGAAACCCUCACCUCUAAAGGCCAGACAGGUGACAAUGAAGAGGAGCAGGUGGUGGGCUGGCAGGAGAAACUCUUCAGUCAGUAUGAGAUGGAGCUGUUCCAGAAUGAGGCAGCAUGUCAGACCCCUCUGGACCGUCAGUACCACACAGAAGUCAAGGCCCUGAAUAAGGCAAAGGGCAAAAGAAAUCACAGACUCUUCACAUACACUGAUCACGACCGCUACACAAACUGUCUUCCAUUUCAACAACUGCAAGAAGCCACUGACUUGCUGACCACAACCAAAUCCAAUCCCACAUUCCUGGCUGAAAGGAUGGCCAGUGUGAGACACAGACGGCAGGAAAGACGCACCAUGGAUAGUAGUGUUCCAAAGUCAAAGAUCAUCACCUGGGAGCCCACUGAGGAGUUUGUGAAGAACAGUCAUGUGGUGAAUAACACAAUGCAGACCAUGCACAUCAUGGCAGACCUGAGCCCCCCUGGAAGGCUCGGUCAGAAAGAGAAUGAAUGUUUGCUGGUCACCAUAAAAACAGACGGCAGUGGAACAGUCAUUGUCAAACCUGACUUCACAAAAGGCAAAGAGCCUUACAGGAUUGUCACAGAUGGGGAGAGGAGAGAGGUGUGGCGUCUCUUCCUGGAGAAUGUCUCUGCAGUCAUGAAACCGGAGGAAAAGGAGAAGGAGCAGAAUAUGUACAAAGAUCUGUACGUACGGCACAAGGAGUACCUCAAUAGUCUUGUGGGACAAGACUUUGAAAUGCCUCCUGCUGGUAUCCUGCGCUACGUGAUGAAUGGAGAGAUUGUCUCAGCCAAAGGAUUUGAAUAUGAUAACUUAUACAUCCACUUCUUCGUGGAACUGCCCAACAACUGGUCCAGUUUGCCAUUCCAGUGUCUCUCAGGGGUUACUCAGACCUGUCAGACUAAAACAGUAGGGAAGGAAAAUGUAGCUUUCUUCAGUUUCCCAUUCAGCUUUGAAGCUUUCUUCAUGUGUGAAAAAGAGACUGAAGAGUCGAUUCCUCAGUGGCCAGUGCUCUACUUCAAAGUUCUUUCUCUGGACUCAUGGCAGCGUUAUCGGACGGAGGGUUACGGCUAUCUGCUUUUUCCUGCCAUACCUGGUAAACACACAGUAACGUGCCACACAUGGAGACCUCUGCAGACAGGAACCGUCUCAGCACUGAGACGCUUCUUUAUUGGAGGUUCACCAGAGCUUGAAGACCACAGCUACGUCAGGAUACCUGGGACCUUCAAGGGAGAGAGGCUGAGUCGCUUUGGCUUUUGCACAGAAACCACAGGAAGCGUCACAUUUAAUCUGCACUGCAUCCAGCAGGCCAGGGCCUUUGUUGAUGCCACCAUGUUGAAGAAGAGGAGGCAGAAAGUGUUUGAUCAGCUGGGAGGAUUCAGUCAGCAAGGAGCUGUUUGCACCAUCUUGGAGGCCUUCCAAAGAGCCAGGAGAAGGAUGCAGGAAGCCCGAGAAAGUCUUCCAAGAGACCUCAUCAACGCCACCUCCCAACUCCAGAUCGAGUCCUCUGCAUACAUGUGAAAAGUUAUUGUCUAACAUGUAACUCAGCUGCCAAUCCUCAACAAUUUAUUUAGAGGUUUAUAACUGGAGCAACAUGUAUUAUUAUUAUGAUAUCACAUGGUAUUAGUUUCUGUUCAUCUUAUUUAUUCAUAAAUUAUUAUACAUUAACCAUGUUUUACUGAUAACCUACAAGAUAACGGAAAGGAGAUUCUUUUGUGUUUCAAGAUAUUUUAAGUCGGUUUAAACUAGGACCAAAACUGAUUUAUCAGUCCAAAAACAGGGUAAAGUAAAUGUGUCAUCUGAGUAUGGUAUGACCUCAAACUGCAUUCCUCCUGAGGUCGAUGCCUCAGAUUAAUGUUACAAACAUGUUUUAUUUUUGAGGUAUGGACAGUGAAGCUUGAUAAAACUUGACAUAAAACACAAAAAUGGAAAGUCAUUGUUUGUAUAAACUGUAAGAAUAUUUCUUCCUGCAAUGUGUACUUACUUCUAUUGUAUUUUUUCACUCAGUUUUAUAGCAGAUUUAAUUAAAGCUCAAACUGAAAUGAUUCCUCUAGUGUAGGUUUUGCUCGAGCAGCUGAGGGCGUGUGUUCAGGACUUACAGACCGGAUCAGGAUGACCAAACAGACCGUUCAUUAUUCUGGUUUUGCUGACAUUAAGGAUCACCGGCAAGACCUUCCUCCCGUGUUACAUUCAUGGCUCGUGGAAGCUGUAGGACACGAGCCAGUCACGCCUGAAAUACGUCGCAUUUAAAUCUUGUACAGCAAAUGAAAAAUUAAACUUAGGACUUGCAAUAA